Bipolaris zeicola 26-R-13 is the source of this 612-nucleotide messenger RNA. RefSeq lists its product as uncharacterized. The transcript has 3 exons. Bases 1 to 612 code for a protein of 203 amino acids. Gene Ontology annotation, biological process: small GTPase-mediated signal transduction. Gene Ontology annotation, molecular function: GTP binding; GTPase activity. Lineage: Eukaryota; Fungi; Ascomycota; Dothideomycetes; Pleosporales; Pleosporaceae. The record is from RefSeq and is a predicted model, not a curated record.
AUGGCCCAACAACAGCAAAACGGCGAGCCCGUCAUGCGCAGGAAGCUAGUCAUUAUUGGCGACGGUGCCUGCGGCAAGACCAGUCUCCUGAGCGUCUUCACCUUGGGUUACUUUCCAACCCGGUAUGUCCCAACAGUUUUUGAAAACUACGUCACCGACUGCAGAGUAGACGGCAAGUCCGUUCAGCUGGCCCUGUGGGAUACCGCUGGCCAAGAAGAUUACGAGCGUCUGCGCCCUCUUGCAUACAGCAAAGCACACGUUAUCCUCAUUGGCUUCUCGGUCGACUCGCCCGACUCCCUCGACAAUGUCAAGCACAAAUGGGCCGAAGAGGCCCGUGAACGCUGUCCCACGGUUCCCAUUAUCCUCGUCGGCCUGAAAAAGGAUCUCCGCGAUGACCCCUUGGCCCAGGAAGAGAUGCGCAAAAAGUCGCUACGCUUCACAACCACCAAGCAGGGUAGUGACAUGAAGGACAUGAUUGGCGCCCGCAAAUACCUCGAGUGCAGCUCUCUAACCGGCGACGGCGUCGACGACGUCUUUGAAGCCGCUACCCGUGCCGCUCUUCUUUCUGUCGACAAGAAGGAAAACCCAGGAUGCGGAUGCGUCGUUUUAUAA